Closterium sp. NIES-67 is the source of this 3102-nucleotide messenger RNA. Lineage: Eukaryota; Viridiplantae; Streptophyta; Zygnematophyceae; Desmidiales; Closteriaceae. The record is from the annotation of a GenBank genome assembly.
ACAAGGAAAGUGUCGAACUUGGUGUGGUGCUGAGGGACAGCAACAGCAGCAAGUGUGUACUCUGUAUUCUUCUCUGUUUCUUCCAUGGAUGUCCGUCCUGCUUGUACUCGAAGUUCCCGCAGGUUCCGCCUAUAUGUAGGGAGUUCCAAAAAACACUCUGAAAUUCAGAUUGAAAGGAGCUCCGGCUGUCUUCUGCAUCUGUGGUUAGAUUUUUGCUGGCACUUGCGUUCUUGCAGCAGCUCUUACCACGUUGCGUCCAUCUCUGCAUCACGUUAGACGGCUAAUCUUCCCACGACGAAAGGGCUAGCUCGUCCCACAGCACGGGAUAAUCACAGCCGUCGCUCUCCUCCCGCACCUCCUUCCCGAUGACACACCAGGUCGCCACGUGCAGGCCAGCGCCCCACGCGCGGGCCCACCGCGCGCUGGCCCACCGCUCCCUAUCCUCGUCCACAGCGCUGUCCAGCGCUCGCGCACUCAAGCCCCCCACGCCCGCCGUGCUCCUUGCCACGCGCCGCUCCUCAUGCCGGCUAACCGUCCGAGCGGUCCUGGACAAGUCGUCUAGCCGCAGCAGCGACAGCAGGAGCGGCAGCAGCGCGGGGCAUGGUGGCGGCAAGGUGGGCAACGACGCGCUGGAGGCGGCGCGGUCGGCGCUGGAGCGGCUGUUCCAGCAGGCGCACGCGCACGAGCAGAAGCAGAAGCUGCUGGGCCCCGCGGCGGCGCCCGCCGACGCGACAGCCGCGUCGGUGGCGUUCCUGGAGGACGCCGUGCAGCAGCUCGAGGUGGACCUGUCGGCCGUCUUCGAGGCGCUCCGGGAGAAGGAGGGCGAGCUCGCCCUCGACGAGCGCCGCGUCGCCGACGAGCGCGCGAGCAUGGUGGCGGCGCGAGAGGUGCUGAUGGCGCGGGAGGCGCAGCUGGAGGAGAGGCAGGUGGCGCAGGGGGAGAUGCGAGACGAGGCGGAGCAGCUGCGCCGGAAGGUGCGGGAACAGGGCGCGGAGGUGGAGGAGGUGAAGCGCGCAGUGGCGGAGCGAGAGGCGGAGCUGGCGCGCGCGAAGGAGGUGCUGGCGCUGAAGGAGGAGGAGAUAGCGCGCGCGCACCUCGCAAUCCGCCAGCGCAACGAGCGCAUCGAGGCGGCGGAGCUCGACGCCAAGGCGCGCGAGAUGCAGCUGGCGGCGGCGGAGGCGGAGCUGCGGCGGCUGGAGGCGGACGUGACGGCGGCGGAGGAGGAGGGCAGACAGGCAGCGCAGGAGGCGGAGGCCGCGCGGAGGGAGCUGCAGCGGCAGGAGGCGAAGCUGACGGCGAUGGCGGAGGAGCUCGAGGGGCGCGCGCAGGUGGUGGCGGCAGCGGAAGACGAGAUCAGUGCGCUGUCCGCGCGGCUGCGGGAGGCGGGUGCGGGCGGGGAGCAGGUGGAGCGCGAGGUGUCGAGCGCGCGGCGGCUGGUGGGCGAUCUGAAGGCGGAGAUGACGUCAUCGAGCGGCGCUGUGGAGGCGUUCCGCGCGCAGGUGAAGGAGCUGCGGCUGGCGGUGGCGCGCAAGGGGCGCGAGGCGUCGUCGGCGCGCGUGCAGCUGCAGAAGCGUGACAAGGAGCUCAACCGCGCGCGGGGCGAGCUGGAGCGCGACAAGGCGGCGUUGAAGGCCGCCAAGGCGCGCGUGGCGGAGCUCGAGAAGCAGGUGCGCGCGCAGGUGGACGAGGCGGAGCGGGCUGCGCAGCUCGCGCGGAGCUGGCGCAGCUGCGGAAGGAGUUCCGCCGGGGUGGACGGCGAGCUGCGCGAGGCGACGCUGGCGCUGCAGGUGAAGGAGGCGGAGAUCGUCGGCCUGCGACUGCAGCUGCGCGACGCGCAGGCGAAGCUCGCGACGUCGCAGGCGGACCUGGCGACUCGCACGGCGGACCUGAUGGCGGCGCAGCGGGCGAUGGUGGGCAUGCGGCGGGAGCUGAAGGCGGUGAAGGUGGAGCUGCGCGUGAAGGAGGAGCGCCUGGCGGGCAUGGCGGAUGAGAUGCGGGCCAAGGACGCGCGGCUGGCGCGCGUGGAGCAGCAGCUGGACGGCACAACGCGCGCCUCCUCGUCGCCGAGUCCACGGUGCAGCAGAUCGCGCAGCUCUCGCAGCACCUCGCCGAAUCCGCGCUCGACGCCGCCGACCGCCUGGGGCUGGGCCCGGCUGUGUCGCUGGACGCGCUGCCCGCCGCCGGGGGGAGGCGGCACGUGGGCGCGCACGGCGGGGUGGGCGAGAGCGCGCUGCUGGCGGAGACGAACCAGCAGCUGUUCGCCGCCAGCCGCGCGCUGCUGGAGCGCGACGCCCAGGUGCACCGCCUGCAGGUCUCCGCGCGCGAGGGGCGGCAGGCGGAGGCGCGGCUGCGCGGGGAGCUGCAGCUGGCGCAGGAGGAGCUGCGCGGACGGGAGGGGGGAGGGGGAGGAACUGGCGGACGAAGUGGUGAAGCUGGAGCUGGAGGUGGCGAAGGCGGAGGCGGAGACGGCGAUGAUGGCGCUGCGCGGGCUGCUGGACCUCAGCUGCCAGCUCAGGGACGACGCGCACCACCACGCCGCGCACCCGCGCCUGGCCGUGCACGCCCGCGCGCAGGUGCAGGAGCGGGCAGGGGUGCAUGCGGGGGUGUUGAGUGUGGCAGGCGACGUGCCACGGGAGGAGGCGGCUCUGGCGGUGCGGCGGCACGUGGCGCAGAGGGAGGAGGCGCUGGGGCUGGCAGCGCGCGCCAUGGGGGGGCUGAAGCGCCUCACGCGCAAGCUGGUGGUGGAUGCUGAGAGCGAGAUGGCAGGCGUUAUGGGGGGCGCUGCUUGACAGGGCGUCAUGGGGGGCGCUGCUUGACUGGGCGCUAGAGCAGCAGCUGAGGACGGGGUUUGAAUAGCGUCUCAGCUCACAACGCCAGCUGGUGGUGGAAGCCACUGGUAGUAGUUGUCUAGUCUUUGUGUAGGCGGUCUGGACAGACCUGUGUAUAAUGUGCAAGCCUGCGCCUUAGCAACAACCACGUCACAUGGAGAGCAGGGCUGACGUUUCAAAAAGGCCACCCUUAGUUGUCGAAUAGCGCGCUUCGACGAUGCUUUAGAUUGCGUUACAAGCAGCUUCGCAUUCACAAUACAAAAUUUUAAAAGUG